This is a messenger RNA of Brassica napus (rape), 1026 nucleotides long. RefSeq lists its product as uncharacterized. The record is from RefSeq and is a predicted model, not a curated record. The transcript has 5 exons. The coding region runs from base 1 to 1026 and encodes 341 amino acids. Lineage: Eukaryota; Viridiplantae; Streptophyta; Magnoliopsida; Brassicales; Brassicaceae.
AUGACAAGACCAAAACGUGGAGGAAAGAAAAAUACUAAGCAGAAGAAAGGAAAGGAUGAUUUGUCAGCACAUGGAAACGAGACUGAUCAUCCUGCACAGGAGAAUGAGACUGAUCAUCUGUCAGCGACAUCUCAGGAAUGCCAACCAUUGCCACCUGAUGUGCUAUACUUCAAGAACACCGAGUUCACCAAGACAUGCAAGAUACAGAGCAAGUGCUAUGUGAGUAACACAGUGGCUACCAUCAAGACGCUUAAGCAUGAGUUGAAGUGGUUCGAGAACCACCCUCAGUUUUGUCAUAUUUUCCACAUGCCCGAUGAACCAUACUUGAAGCUGCUGGGUGUGUGGAUGCUUCUAUUGCGAACCAUUCCCUUAGUAGAGGGAGAGGACACAUCUUGGUUUGCGGUUAAUGGUGUGCCCAUCCGGUAUUCCAUCAGAGAGCAUGCACUCAUCUCAGGUUUGAACUGCAGUGGAUACCCGGAUAAGUACGAGGAGUUGGGGAGCUAUGAGUUUGUAGAUAGGCAUUUUGUGUCACACAAAGCGAUAACCAUGAAAUCUGUUGAAGAGAAGCUGUUGAGCAUGAGAGCGUGUGGGGAUCGACUCAGGAUGGUGGUGCUCUACUUCUUGGGCACUGUUAUCAGAGGGAGGGGAAGAGAACAUGUAGCCGGUUGUCUUGCUAACUGUCCAAGGAUGUGCAAGUGGUGGUUCCAAAGUAACAGCAUGAAGGGUUAUCCACUUGAGGAUUUGUACAAUGCACUUGGAAAAACGAAGGUGAUUAAAAGUGUUUUGGCUCCUACUAUUGAUGAAGAAACUCUCAUGGCGGGUAUAAUGGAGGACGAGCCAGACUAUGAAAAUGAAGAUGGACCAAGUAAUUUGUGGAGCUCAUGGCUUACUGUUAAGGAGAAGCCUAUCUGGUGGAAAGAUCUCUAUGAGUUAGAUGUGGCUGCAAGGAAAUUUCCUACGAAGAAAGACAAAAGGAAGGUGAAUGAAGAAGCAUCCUCCUCUAAUGCAAGUUUGGAGGACGUUUAA